UCUGUCAGAGAGAAAACUGAGAAGAGAAACGAAGAGAAGGCGAACACACACUCACUCACACACACACACACACACACACUCACACACACUCACACACACGUUUACACGCACAGAGGACUGAUAAACUAAACUCUGCCUCCGAACCAGGGCUUUUCUCCACAUAAGACAAAAGAUGCAGUUCAUGCUGCUUUUCAGCAGGCAAGGCAAGCUUCGCCUGCAGAAAUGGUACAUUCCACUGUCCGACAAGGAGAAGAAGAAGAUUACACGUGAGCUGGUACAGACCGUCCUGGCACGAAAGCCCAAGAUGUGUAGCUUUCUGGAGUGGAGAGACCUCAAGAUUGUUUACAAAAGAUAUGCUAGUUUGUAUUUCUGCUGUGCUAUUGAGGAUCAGGACAACGAGCUGAUCACCCUGGAGAUCAUCCAUCGUUACGUGGAGCUGCUGGAUAAAUACUUCGGCAGUGUGUGUGAGCUGGACAUUAUCUUUAACUUCGAGAAAGCCUACUUCAUCCUAGACGAGUUCCUCUUGGGCGGAGAAGCUCAGGAGACGUCCAAGAAGAACGUCCUGAAGGCCAUCGAACAGGCUGACCUGCUGCAGGAGGAGUUAAGGGUCCUAACACCUCGGCCGAGGCUUCUGGUCUGUUCCAGAGUUAAGGAGCUCAGCCCAGAAAUGAAUACUUUAACGUGCCUGUGUACUGAUUGGCUGUUGGUGGCUGUCCGUCCUGCAUGCUGAGCCCCUCCCUCUUGCUCGAUGUCCCUGCUGGUCCUCUACUUCCACCACCGUCCUAUCAGAACGCAGCAUCUCUGGGUCUCCGGUCUCCUCGUCAUCCUGUGUGUGUGUGUGUGUGUGUGUGUGUGUGUGUGUGUGUGUGUGUGUGUGUGUGUGUGUGUGUGUGUGUGUGUGUGUGUGUGUGUUGUUUAUGCCACAUUCACCAUACCUCCUCUGCCACGUUUAUUUAUUUAUUUUCUCUGCUCCCUUUCUCACUCGCUCACACUCCUGUGUACCUUCAUCUACCUGUACCUGUGUGGAAUCAGUGAGAGCUCCCCCUGGUGGUUUUUUAUUCCCUUUGCAGCAUUACCUGUAUUUAUCCAGCCUGUCGCUGUAUGAUUGUAUGAGUGAAUUAUAAUAAUUUUUUUGUUUGUUUGUUUUUGUUCAUUAAUUUGGUUAAUUUGCUUGUUUAUAUGGUUCAAGAAAGCUGCGUUGUGAUAUUUUUUAUUUUAUUAUUAUCUUUUAUGACAAAUAAUUUCUGUUUUGAUGUCCGCUGUGUUUUUGUGUCUGUUUUUUGCGGCAAACGUGUAGAAUAGGACAAAUAGAGAGGCAUCGAAUCUGGCAACCCGUUUCAUCCAUCCAUUUUUCCAUCUGUUAGAAAGGCAGACCUGAGUACAACUCAAGUGCUCUCUCUCACUCUCACUCUCUCUCUCACACACACACACACACACACACACAUAUGGGGAUGUGGGAGCUCAACGGUUAAGGUGUUGGACUAUGAAUCAGAAAGAGUUUGAAUCCCAGUUCCACCAAGCAGCCACUGCUGGGCCCCUGAGCAAGGCCAACCCUUUUAUUAUAAAAAAAAAAAAGAUAAAAACGUAAGUCACUCUGGAUUAGGGAGUCUAUCAAAUACCAUAACAAUAAACAUACAUAUUUGUGUAUUACACACACUAAACCUCACACUAGAGAUCGACUAGAACCCCUGUACAGUGUAGUAGCGUUAGCCAUGCUAAUCUAACACAUACUGUAGAUCACAGUGUAGCCUACAUUAGGAAAUUAUUUACAUGAUACUCUGUAAUCAGCAGUGAUUUUUAUAUCUAUUUAUAUCAGUCGUCCAAAUCUGUUCUGUUAAAAAAAAUUGAAGUUAAUCAUGGAAGCAGUUGAAGUGGAAAGAAAUUUUUGACCACAGUGAUGAUGAAGCCUCGAAUCUGAUUGGUUAAUUCGUUAAAAACGGUGUUGAUUCCUUUUUCUGUAACAGCAGAUCGAAAAAUUUCAAAAGAAGGUAACAAGUCAAUAACGUGGCAAACUGUUUUGUUUUGUUUUUUAUAAUGAAAUGAAAUGUAUUUUAUCAUCAUUACAGGGUCUAGAGUAGAGAAGACUAAUAAAUAAAACUCUCAAAAGACAAAAUCUAA
Tachysurus fulvidraco (yellow catfish) is the source of this 2118-nucleotide messenger RNA. Its product is annotated as AP-1 complex subunit sigma-2. Gene Ontology annotation, molecular function: clathrin-cargo adaptor activity. The coding region runs from base 173 to 730 and encodes 185 amino acids. The transcript is spliced from 6 exons. The record is from RefSeq and is a predicted model, not a curated record. Gene Ontology annotation, biological process: intracellular protein transport; vesicle-mediated transport. Gene Ontology annotation, cellular component: AP-1 adaptor complex; intracellular membrane-bounded organelle; membrane coat. Lineage: Eukaryota; Metazoa; Chordata; Actinopteri; Siluriformes; Bagridae.